CGCGUUUGAGACUUAUGGUUACCGCAGGCUUCCGUAGUCGAAGUACUGGAAGAAUGGCUAGUUGGAUGUGGCUCCGCUGUGUCUUCGGGCCUCAUUUACAACGAAUUCACCGUUCACCUGACCAGUCUCGGCCAGAGAGCAGAGCAGGGAGGAGGGGAUGGAACUACCAACCAUGGAGUCUAGAGAAACACACGGACAGCAUCCUUAGCUGGGCUUCAACAUUGUGGUCGUUGUCCUACUACAGCUCUCCUCUUCUCCUGUGCUAUCUCUACAGGAAAGGAUACAUUUGCAGCAGCAAAUUGGUUCCAGUGAGUCAGUAUGUGGGAGCUGUGCUGGUGUGUCUUCUAGGAGUGGCCUGUCUUAGAGGGUGGGGGAGAUGGAAGAACCCAGAGUAUCUUCAGUUUAUCUCCAUUCUUGAAGAAACCAAGAAGAAUCACACAUCAGCGAACAAGAAAAAACUGAGGUGCUAUGACUUUGACUUCUCCUGCUGGCCUUCAGAUUUCAGCUGGACAGAAGUCGGCAAGCCGAAACUGUCCAAGGCUGGUGUUUCUCUGCUGAAGCCAGAGCCCAGAUUAAGAGGAGCAGCAGACGGUAUCCUCAACUCUGUGCGCACUCUGCCAUGUCACAUCAUCAGCUUUCUUAUUGCCCACUCGUUUGGGAGGAGGAUGCUGUACCCUGGCUCUGUAGGUUUAGUACAGAAAGCCAUGAGGCCCAUGCUGCAGCAAGGCCAAGCAAGGUUAAUAGAAGAGUUUGACGGGCAAAGGAACAAGCUUGUGGCCUGUGAUGGUAAUAAAAUCGACACAAUGUUUGUGGAUCGAAGGAGAGACGGGGGACAGAUCAGCAAGACUCUGGUCAUCUGCUGUGAGGGGAACGCAGGCUUCUAUGAGGUGGGCUGCAUGAACACUCCACUGGAGGCUGGUUACUCUGUUCUGGGCUGGAACCAUCCUGGCUUUGGAGGCAGCACGGGAGUACCAUUCCCCCAAAAUGAGGCCAAUGCUAUGGAUGUAGUGAUCCAGUUUGCAAUCCACAGGCUGGGCUUUCAGCUCAGUGACAUUGUUGUAUAUGCCUGGUCCAUAGGAGGAUUCACAGCCACAUGGGCAGUGAUGUCAUACCCAGAGAUCCAGUCUGUAGUGUUGGAUGCUUCCUUUGAUGACCUCCUGCCUCUGGCCCUCAAGGUCAUGCCUGACAGCUGGAGGCCAUUGGUGCAGCACACAGUUAGGCAGUACGUGAACCUCAACAAUGCAGAGCAGCUUAUUAAAUACCAGGGGCCAGUCCUGCUGAUCAGGAGAUCCAGAGAUGAGAUCAUCACCACAGCGGGUCCACAGGAUGUCAUGUCUAACAGAGGCAAUGACCUCCUGCUCAAACUGCUACAAUUCAGAUACCCCAAAAUAAUGACAGAUGAAGGGAUCAGAGCUGUCAGACAAUGGUUGGGAGCUUCCAGUCCCCUAGAAGAAGUAUCUGUGUACAGUGACUAUGAAGUGGACGAUGACUGGUGUGUCUCUGUGCUGCAGUCAUAUCAAGCUGAUAGGGAUGUGUUGUUUCCAUGGAGUGUCGGUGAAGAUAUGACUCUGGAGGGAAGGAGGCAGCUGGCUCUUUUCUUGGCACGGAAGUACAUGCGAAACUUUGAAACGACACACUGCACCCCUCUCCCCGCCUCCGAGUUCCACUCACCCUGGAGACUGUGAAGAAAGAGGAGGAUAGGUGGAUGAGAGAAGGUGAACAGUGGAGGAUUCGGAUGGCCUGUGGUCACAGCGCGUUCCUGGCAUGUACGAAUGUAUUUUGUUCCAGACAUUUUUUUUUUUCCAGGAGAUUUGGUGUCAUGUAUAGUAUGUGGUGCUGUGUACAGUGACUAUGAAGUGGACGAUGACUGGUGUCUCUGUGCUGCAGUCAUAUCAAGCUGAUAGGGAUGUGUUGUUUCCAUGGAGUGUCGGUAAGCCCUGUGCUGUGGUAGCACCUGGAAAGAUCUGUCACCAUCACCACCAGCCAAAAAAAAAAAAA
This is a messenger RNA of Monopterus albus (swamp eel), 1998 nucleotides long. It is a transcript of the gene abhd16a, whose product is annotated as abhydrolase domain containing 16A, phospholipase. NCBI's taxonomy places the organism in Eukaryota, Metazoa, Chordata, Actinopteri, Synbranchiformes, Synbranchidae. Gene Ontology annotation, cellular component: endomembrane system. The record is from RefSeq and is a predicted model, not a curated record. The coding region runs from base 15 to 1685 and encodes 556 amino acids. The transcript has 20 exons. Gene Ontology annotation, molecular function: glycerophospholipase activity; monoacylglycerol lipase activity. Gene Ontology annotation, biological process: monoacylglycerol catabolic process; phosphatidylserine catabolic process.